AUGGCAGCAGUAGCAUCUUCACACAAGUCGUCCACCCAGCCGCGCGACGAGGAGAACGCGGCGGAGUACAAUACCGGAGGAUACCUCCAAGUCAAGGUCGGCGACAGCUUUAAGGACGGCCGGUACGCAAUCGUACGCAAGUUAGGAUGGGGUCACUUUUCCACCGUCUGGCUCGUUCGCGAUAGCAAAGAACAACGCCACUGCGCGCUCAAAGUCGUCAAGUCUGCCAGCCGCUACGCCGAGACGGCACGGGACGAGAUUAAACUUCUCAAACAGAUCCAAGACACAUCGCCCGCGCACCAUGGUCGCGCGCAUGUCGUCUCCUUCCUCGAUUCAUUCUCGCAUACUGCACCGAGCGGGCAGCAUGUGUGCAUGACGUUCGAGCCGCUAGGCGAGAACUUGCUGGCUUUGAUCGAGAAGAAUAGGCGUAAGGGCGUUGCGCCGUGUUUGGUGAAAUGCAUCGCGCGCCAGUUGUUGCUUGGGUUGCAGUACUUGCACGAAGAGUGCGAUCUUGUGCACACUGAUAUCAAGCCGGAGAACAUCCUCAUGUCCAUCCCAGAUGUGGAGGCGCACAUCGCCGACGAGCUCUCCAGCAGCCCGACACCGCAAACCUACAAACUCGCCAUCCCGCCCGCAGCACGCAGGCGAUCCUCCGCUCUCCCAUCACACGCCCUCAACACCAAUGCCAAGUCUGUGCAGAUCUGUGAAUCCCAGCCGCUCCGCUCGCCUUCGCGCACACACCUACUAUCCUCCUCAUCCUCCGGCUCAAUCUCCUCCCUCGCUUUCACACCACGCAGCCCCGUCUCCGCCGGCGCCGGUACAGCGCUCACUACGCCCAGUACGAGCCUUGGCAGCGCAAUGAGCAAGCUCAAGCUCAGCCCGCCUGCACCACCACAAUCGUCCGACGAUGACGAGCGCAAUAUGCCCACCGUCGUCGAAGUCGAAGUCCCCGCCGCAACACCCGGCCCCGUACCCGUCGCCGGACCCUCCUUACUAUCCCAAACCGCACCCACAAGACAAGCGCGCAGCGCAUCGCGAGCCAAUAGCGCCGAGCCCGCUUCCCGCGACAGCAGCUUAAGCUCAUCGUCCACUGCCUUCAGCUCCGUAUCAUCCGCCGGCAACUCCCAGCCCAUCGCAGAGGCGUUCUCACCAUGUAGCAUCAAGAUCGCCGAUCUCGGUAACGCGACGCCCAGCACGCGGCAUUAUACGGAGGAUAUCCAGACGAGGCAGUAUCGGUCUCCUGAGGCAAUUCUGGGGAGGAGCGAUUGGGGCGCGGCGGUGGACGUGUGGAGCGCGGCGUGUGUCGUUUUCGAGCUGUUGACGGCGGAGUAUCUGUUCGAGCCGCAAGGGCAGGGCACGCUGUUCAGCAAGGACGACGACCAUAUGGCGCAGAUUAUCGAGCUGCUCGGUGAGCUGGCGCCGGAGGUUAGGAACGGCGGGCGGUACAGCCGCGAGCUGUUCGACUCGAACGGGCAGCUGCGGUAUAUCAAGCAUUUGAAGCCGUGGCCGCUGAGCAGGGUGAUGAGGGAGAAGUACCUGUUUGCGCCGAACGAUGCGGACGCGCUGUGUGCGUUUUUGGAGCCGAUGCUUAUGACGGACUUCAGGGCGCGGGUUAGUGCUGGUGAGGCGGCUAGGCAUCCGUGGUUGGAUGUGGACUGGGAGAGGGAGAUUGGGCAGUUGGAGAAGGUCAAUUGGUAG
Molecule: messenger RNA, 1698 nt
Organism: Peniophora sp. CBMAI 1063
Lineage: Eukaryota; Fungi; Basidiomycota; Agaricomycetes; Russulales; Peniophoraceae
Source: the annotation of a GenBank genome assembly